AUGUCUUCCAGACUUCUGCCCAACGGGAGACGCGAACAUGUCCCCAGAUCCGCAGUCCCUGUUCCCCCCAGCGAGGGCGAGCGACCCUCAGCCACACCCUCAGACUCUGGAGGCAACAAGAAUUAUAAGCCACCAGUCCGUGGGUUCUUCAGCGACGAUAGCAAAACACACACAUCAGGCUCAAGCUCUCAAGUCAGGAAACAAUACAUCGGUCUACCUAACGAAUAUGCACGACCAGCAUACUCAGUCGGCUCGGAUACCGGCACAGAUUCCAGUUCGCAAAAAGGCUUCAAUGGUACAAAGACCAGGGAAGCGGCCUGGCUUACCUCGCAAAAGCGUGCCAUACAAAACCUAGGCGAACAUCUCAAAGAAGCUACUGGAUACAUCACAGCGCUUGUCAAGAUCUUAGAUGCGGUGGAGGAUAUUCGUAGGGGACACAAGAAGGAGUUUGAAUUUCCUGAUGAUCUUUCAACGUUCUACAAGACUUGCUUGCCUGUUCGGGGGCCAUUUGAUCAUGCGGGAGCGCUGGCUGUGACGCUGGCGGAUAAAGUGUUGGAGUAUGCGGAUGGUGUCAGUGUGGCCUUGAGUGCUGUGCAGAAGCUGAAGUAUAAUGGAAAAGCCAGGGAGAGCAGUGAAACCGCUGGAAGAAACGCAGAAGAGUGUUUGAUAUCACAGGUGCCGUCAUUGUUGAGGGCGGCAGAGGUCCUUCAUGGUUUAUAUAAGAUUAUGGAAAGAUGCAAGUUCGAGGGAGACAGUGAGGUCCCUCGGUUCGGGACUCGAGAUAAUGUGGAGAGGCUGAAGAGGCGUGAGCAAGAGUUGUUGAGACUCAAGAACGGUAUGACUGGUUGGGUCAGAGAGUUGCAGAAUUUGGAUGUUGAUUUUUGA
This is a messenger RNA of Aureobasidium pullulans EXF-150, 885 nucleotides long. RefSeq lists its product as uncharacterized. The record is from RefSeq and is a predicted model, not a curated record. Lineage: Eukaryota; Fungi; Ascomycota; Dothideomycetes; Dothideales; Saccotheciaceae. Bases 1 to 885 code for a protein of 294 amino acids. The transcript has a single exon.